CUAUACAAUAUCAACGUCGCCAACACCUAUGGCUCGGGCAAACAAGCCACUGCUCUAUCCGCCCACAAUAGCCAUCAGGGCUAUUACGGCUGUAGUAUGACUAGUUAUCAGGCGAGAACCAGCCUCCUCGAUACCCUACUUGCAAAUAGUGGAUAUCAGUACUACAGCAAUUGUUACAUCGAGGGUGCGGUGGAUUACAUCUACGGAGGCGCGAGCGCUUGGUUUGGGGAAUGUAUACUGGCAUCGAACGGGGGAGGUGCCAUUACAGCCAGCUCUCGCGAUAGCACCACCGACGCGUCGUACUAUGUAAUCGAUUCUUCAGACGUCGUCGCCGCUAAUUCUAGUUUAGACCUCACGGAGAAAGUCUACCUGGGAAGGCCAUGGCGAGAAUACGCUCGAGUGGUCUUCCAAAGAAGCUCCCUAUCAGACAUCAUUAAUCCUGCGGGUUGGACGACGCUUGCGGACCCGGCUGAACCGAUAUUCGAGGAGUACGACAACACGGGCGCUGGAUCAGACACUUCGCAGAGGGUUACGGAGACAACGUUGACUUCGAUGAUCCAGUUGUCAACCGUGAUUCCUGAUUAUGGGGACUGGAUCGACGAAACCUACUGA
Molecule: messenger RNA, 612 nt
Organism: Stereum hirsutum FP-91666 SS1
Lineage: Eukaryota; Fungi; Basidiomycota; Agaricomycetes; Russulales; Stereaceae
Product: pectin lyase-like protein
Exons: 5
Biological process (GO): cell wall modification
Molecular function (GO): pectinesterase activity
Source: RefSeq, a predicted model, not a curated record